GGGCGAGUCCGCGGGGAGGAGGCCGCCAUGAGGGUCGCCGCCCUCGUCAGCGGUGGGAAGGACAGCUGCUACAAUAUGAUGCAGUGUGUGGUGGCCGGCCACCGGAUCGUGGCCUUGGCCAACCUGAGACCGGCGGAAAGCCCAGGCGGCGCGGACGAGCUGGACAGCUACAUGUACCAGACGGUGGGCCACCAGGCCGUCGACCUGUACGCGGAAGCGCUGGGCCUCCCCCUCUACCGCCAGACCAUCCUGGGGGGCAGCCUCAGCACCGGCCGCGUCUACCACGAGUGCCGCGGCGACGAAGUCGAGGACCUGUACCGGCUCCUGAAGCGCGUUCGGGAGGAGGAAGACAUCGAGGGCGUGGCGGUCGGGGCCAUCCUGUCUGACUACCAGCGCGUCCGAGUGGAGAAUGUCUGCAUGAGGCUCGGGCUUCAGCCCCUCGCUUACCUGUGGCGGCGAAACCAGCAAGAUUUGCUUAGAGAAAUGAUCUCGUCGGGCAUCCACGCCGUGGUCAUCAAGGUGGCGGCUCUGGGGUUAGACCCAGCCAAGCAUCUCGGAAAAUCGCUGGAACAACUGGAGCCGCAUCUCUUGGAGCUGGAGGAGCAGUACGGAGUCCACCCCUGCGGGGAGGGCGGAGAAUAUGAGACCUUCACACUGGACUGCCCCCUCUUCAAAAAGAAAGUGGUCGUGGAUUCGUCGGAAGUGGUCGUACACUCGGCGGACGCCUUUGCCCCCGUGGCAUACUUGCGCCUCUCGGGCCUGCACCUGGAGGACAAGCCGGUGGAGCGUCCAGACAAGCUUCUCAUGGGUAGCUGUUCCUGCGAUGCGGACCGUGGUCAGGAUGGGGCCCGGUCUGUGGCCGAGGACGAGGAGCCUGGAAGAGGAGGGGUGGAAGAGGACAAGGAGCUGGAAGGAGAAGGAGCGGACGAGGAGCCGGGAGCCGGCCCUCCUCCUCCGACCUGGUGGCCCCCGGGCCCACCUCCGGACGAAAGCCACCAGCCCAGUGAUCCUAGAGUAAAAGUUUUUAAGGGGACUCCCAUGUCCAGAGGAGGCUGUGGGGCAACAGGCUCAGAUCACUGCAGGACUUCUCUCCCUCGGGUCAUUUGGCGGAGCUCCGUGUCGGGGAACCUGGCCCGCAGCCCCGGAUACAGCUCCGGACGCCACCACCCAGAUCUCCCAUCGCAGUUCCUGCUGCCUCCGUCCAGCCGCAGCCUGGGGUGCCACCGUUUGUCUCUGCCUCUCUCAGUCCCGACGGCCGAGUGCUCAGGAAAGUCCCCCGGCGGAUUCCAGUGGAUCAGGGGCCUCCCAGCCCGCUUCCAACCGGCAGAAGGAGACAGCGUCCAGGAAGCCGCCCGCCGGGCCUUCUGCGCCUUCCAAGAUGCUCUCCAGGCCGAGGGGCUGGACCGCCAGGAUGUCCUAUUGGUGUAUCUGUAUGUGAGGGAUCUGGAUCACUUUUCUGCUAUCAACUCAGCCUACGCUGCCGUGUUCGACGUGUGUCCGCCCGCCAGGGUCUGCGUGGAAGCCCCACUGGCGUCCGGGGUGCUGCUGCAGAUGGACUGCCUGGCCCAGAGGAGCGGCCCGGGCCCGGCCCCGACCCGGGAGGUCCUGCAGGUACAGAGCGUCUCGCACUGGGCACCCGCCAGCAUCGGCCCCUACAGCCAGUGCGUCCGGGUGGGAGAGCUGCUGUGCUGCUCUGGGCAGAUCGCACUCCGGCCCUGCACCAUGCAGCUGGUGAGCGGCGGUGCUGGAGCCGAGGCCCGUGUUGCCCUGGGCCAUGUCCAGAGAAUCCUGGCUGCCUCGCGUCCGGGGCUCCGGCUCCGCCACGCGCUGUUGGCCCACUGCUACGUCACCCGCCGCGGCUCCGUCCCGGCUGCCCUGGCCGCCUGGCACGCCGGCACCGAGGAGCACGACCAGGAGGAAGAGUGGAGCGCACCCGGGGCCCCGGGGGAGGUGAGAGCAUCCCCGCCGACGUCGGUGGUGGUGAUGGUGGUGCCCCGCCUGCCCCGGGAGGCUGCAGUGGAGUGGCACGUGGUGGCCGUCGCUGACGAGCCCGAACGACGGAGGCACCGCAGGUGGCGGCGGGCGUCCCAGGGCUGGCGCGUCGAGUGCCAGGCGACGGAGGCUGGCGAAGCAUCCUGCAUCCAUGCCACCUUGUCCCCGUGCCAGCCGCCCCCGCCGGGCUCCCGGACGGACCCGGCCGAGGCCCCGGACCUGCUGGGCGCGGCGGUCCUUCAGGCUGUGGGCUGGUGCUCGGAGGCCGGCGGGGCCGUGCCGCUGGCCGUGAGGGCCUUCUACAGGCAGGGCAGCGGGGACCCGGGGGCUCUGUUCGCAGGGCUGCGGCGGUCGCCGGGAGAGUGGCCGGGCGGGAAGGCUCCGGCGCUGGUCCCGGUCCCGGUGAGCGACAUCCCCGACGGCGCGGCCGCCCACGUGACUUGCUGGCUCGGACGGUAGCUCGGGGCGAUCACCCUUCCCCCCGUCCCCCACGGACAAGACAAGAGGGGGACGUGGGGAGCAGAGCCGGGCCCCUCCCGUGGUCAUCCCUGGCCUGGCCGUGGCAGGCGGCGCCGGGCCCCAGGAACGAGUGCCGGACGCCGGACGGGGACACCGGGGCUGAGUGGGCAUCGGCUCAGGACAUGGGAGCGGAGUGACAUUUUACCCACCGCACCCUGGGGCCCGGG
Tachyglossus aculeatus (Australian echidna) is the source of this 2678-nucleotide messenger RNA. It is a transcript of the gene DPH6, whose product is annotated as diphthamine biosynthesis 6. The coding region runs from base 28 to 2451 and encodes 807 amino acids. Gene Ontology annotation, molecular function: diphthine-ammonia ligase activity. The record is from RefSeq and is a predicted model, not a curated record. Gene Ontology annotation, biological process: protein histidyl modification to diphthamide. NCBI's taxonomy places the organism in Eukaryota, Metazoa, Chordata, Mammalia, Monotremata, Tachyglossidae. The transcript has 16 exons.